AUGGCGUCAAGCUCUGCGACUCUACUCAAAGCCUCGCCGGUGAAAUCUGAUUGGGUUAAGGGACAGAGUCUCCUCAUCCGCCAACCUUCCUCCGUCGCUGCUAUUCGCAGCCACGUGGCACCUUCUGCUCUCACCGUCCGUGCCGCCUCUGCUUACGCCGACGAGCUCGUCAAAACAGCUAAAACAAUCGCGUCUCCGGGACGCGGAAUUCUGGCCAUGGACGAGUCAAACGCGACUUGCGGGAAGCGUUUGGCCUCAAUUGGGCUAGAGAACACGGAGGCUAACCGUCAAGCUUACCGGACGCUACUUGUGUCGGCACCGGGACUGGGACAGUACAUCUCCGGAGCAAUCCUGUUCGAGGAAACUCUGUACCAAUCCACCGUCGACGGCAAGAAAAUGGUCGAUGUUCUCGUUGAGCAGAACAUCGUCCCUGGCAUCAAAGUCGACAAGGGUUUGGUGCCACUAGUUGGGUCAAACGACGAGUCAUGGUGCCAAGGACUCGACGGUUUAGCCUCUCGUACCGCUGCGUACUACCAACAAGGUGCUCGUUUCGCCAAAUGGCGUACUGUUGUGAGCAUUCCAAAUGGACCCUCUGCUUUGGCUGUUAAAGAAGCAGCUUGGGGACUUGCCCGCUACGCCGCCAUUUCUCAGGACAGCGGUCUGGUGCCGAUUGUGGAGCCUGAGAUUAUGUUGGAUGGAGAACACGGCAUUGACAGGACAUACGAGGUUGCAGAGAAGGUCUGGGCUGAGGUCUUCUUCUACCUCGCUCAGAACAACGUCAUGUUCGAAGGUAUUCUCUUGAAGCCGAGCAUGGUCACUCCUGGUGCUGAGGCCAAAGACAAAGCUACUCCUGAGCAGGUUGCUUCCUACACUCUCAAGCUCCUCCGCAACAGAAUCCCUCCCGCUGUCCCCGGAAUCAUGUUCCUGUCUGGUGGACAGUCUGAGCUAGAGGCGACCCUGAACCUGAACGCAAUGAACCAGGGAUCAAACCCAUGGCACGUUUCCUUCUCCUACGCACGUGCUCUGCAGAACACUUGCUUGAAGACAUGGGGAGGUAGAGAAGAGAACGUCAAGGCUGCUCAGGACACACUCUUGACCAGAGCCAAAGCUAACUCGCUGGCUCAGCUCGGGAAAUACACUGGAGAAGGCGAGUCCGAGGAUGCCAAGGAAGGCAUGUUUGUAAAAGGCUACACCUAUUAA
This is a messenger RNA of Microthlaspi erraticum, 1200 nucleotides long. Lineage: Eukaryota; Viridiplantae; Streptophyta; Magnoliopsida; Brassicales; Brassicaceae. The record is from the annotation of a GenBank genome assembly.